ACUUGUGGGGUGAAUAGGGCAAAACCAAUUUUCAAAAAAAAAAAGUUAUUUUUGUGUUUGACUUUAAGUUGUAGGGCAAUUAUGACUUUAAGUUCUCAUUUAAUGCUCCAUACUCUUCUUCACUUCUCCAUAAUACAUAGAAACAUGAGGAGAGAAAAUAAGAAAAAGUAAUGACGAAACGUUUCAAAUUAAAGAUAACAAGAAUCCUCUCCUUCAAGUCUUGCCGUUCAAAAGAUCCUUCCGAUCUCCCUUUCGAUCCCGUCCGUUCAUUUCCCCGCCCAUCUCCUCCACCGGCUAACCCCAUAACCACCGUCACCACCGUGCCACAGCGUCGUCGUUCUUCUUUAAGACAACACGUGUUUACCACUUUUGGCUGCGGCUCAAGUCGGAGACGCUCUUCUGCACUGUUGGAUGUUUCCCGGAGGAAUUCGCCGUCGUUGUCGCCGCCGCAGACGCCGACGUUUCAGUGGGAAAGCGAGGGGAAAUGGCACGUGAUUGCUCAAGUAGACGAGGGAGAAUACGAAACGCCUCGUCGGAAAAUAUACGACGGUGAUGAUCGCCGUCGUUCAGUGAAGAAAGAGAGAUACGCACGGCGGCGAGGGAGCAUUUACUCCACCGAGGAAUACGAAGAGGAGACGGGGAGAGAGAGUCUCUUACCAUCUUCCACAAACCUCUCACCGGAAAGUUCCUCUUCGGGUUUGCCACGUGUCACCAGACGACGGAGAAACCAUCCGAGGAAGAAAAACACGUCGUUGGCUGUUGAGGAGAAAAGCGAGUCGCCUUCUCCUCCACCGUCUCCGGCAAGACUGUCGUCCUUCGUGCAGAGAUUAAUCCCGUGUACGGCGGCGGCGCCGGUUGUGAUGGAAGGAGUGGCAGUGGUGAAGAGAUCGGAGGAUCCGUACGAAGACUUCAAGGGAUCAAUGAUGGAGAUGAUAGUAGAGAAGAACAUGUUUGAAGUUGCUGAGCUUGAGCAGCUUCUAAGCUGCUUCUUGACGCUAAACGCGAAACGCCACCACCGCGCGAUUGUCAAAGCGUUUUCUGAGGUUUGGGUUGCUUUGUUCUCCGGUGGCAAUAACAGCAGCCGAAGGUCCAGUGUUCGACUCUCGGAUUAUGAUGAAUGUUAGAAAAAAAAACAUAAUGUUUAUGUAAUUUCUUAACUAAAUUAUCUUUCUAAUUUUUAAUUAAGUGGUCGAUGUAAGGGGUAGAUUAUGCGGCUGUGCAAUGAUUUAAAACUGUAAUCAUUAUGUGCCUUCUCCAAAAUUGUUUUGUCAGCAACAACAUACUACACUAAAAUGUACUUUGGACUCUAAAACGGUCUAGUUAAGCAAACCAGUACAUCUCACACAUGCACCAUUGUUGACUUGUUGUCGAUGGUAAGUCAGAAGCAUUCCAUGUCAAAUUGUCCCGCCUUUGAGUUAUUUAUUCUUGGUACAAAUGUGAUUGUGAAGAAACCGAAAAACGUCUUACAUCUUUAGAAUUCUUUGUAUGUAUCGAGAAUGUUGGUUAUUUUGUCAAUAAAUAGUUUUAGAAAAAAUAUUUUUAAAUAAUAAAAAAAUUGUAAAAUAUAUUUUAAUGGUUUGAUUAAGUUAAAACUGCAUAAAUAUUUAGUUUUUACCAAUUCAAAUAUGAUACAUAUUUCUAUAGUUAUGAAACUGAAAUAUUUAUUUAUACGGUAUAUACUUAAUAUAAAUGAUAUUAAAAUAAUUAUAAAUUUUAAUUUGGAUAUCUGUUAAAUGAGAUUUCCUUUUUUCGUCACGAAAAAAUGAGAUUUCCAACUCAUGUAAUUU
Brassica napus (rape) is the source of this 1787-nucleotide messenger RNA. RefSeq names its product transcription repressor OFP7-like. The transcript has a single exon. Gene Ontology annotation, biological process: negative regulation of DNA-templated transcription. Bases 171 to 1124 code for a protein of 317 amino acids. The record is from RefSeq and is a predicted model, not a curated record. NCBI's taxonomy places the organism in Eukaryota, Viridiplantae, Streptophyta, Magnoliopsida, Brassicales, Brassicaceae.